AUGGGCGAAGUCAAGUCAGACCAGCCCCUAAGCCUACCAGAAACAGACCACACAGCCCAGGAUGUCGAGAAGCAGACCGAAACAGACACAACAUCAACAGAAGUUGUCGGGCAGCAACAGCAACCAGUGGCAUGGGACGACCCUCGCGAGACACGAAACCCCAAGAACUGGAGCACCGCGAUGAAGAUCCUACACUCCGCAAUCCCGUGUUUCCUCGCCUUCGAGAUCACCUUCGCAACCUCCAUCACCGUCCCGGCCACGACGCAAAUAAUGCAAGAGUUCUCCGUCUCCCGCACCCUCUCCGUCCUGCCCCUGAGCCUCUACACCCUUGGCAUCGCAGUCGGACCCGUCUUCAUCGCCCCCUUCUCCGAGGUCUUCGGCCGCAAACCCAUCUACGCCGCCUCCUGCACCCUCCUCCUCGCCUUCCUCGGCGGCUCCGCGGCCGCGACGUCGUUCCCGGCCCUCCUGGUCUGCCGCUUCCUCGCGGGCACGCUGGGGUCCGCCGGCAUCGCCGUCGGCGCGGGGACCAUCGCGGACGUCUGGGAGCUGGGAAAGGGCGCCGGCGCGUCGCUGCUGUACAUCCUCGGCCCCUUCCUGGGCCCCACGCUCGGCCCGCUGGCCGGCGCGUACGUCCUCGAGGACCGGGGCGGCGACUGGCGGUGGACGCAAUACGUCCUGCUCCUCGUCGGCGCGCCGAUCUGGGUCGGGACGCUCUUCAUGAGGGAGACCUCGCGCGCCUGGAUCCUGCGGGCGGAGAACGGGGAGCCGAAGAUCACCGCGGGCCGGAUCGGGGCUCUCGCGCGGGCGGCGGUCCUGCGGCCGACGAAGAUGCUCCUGACCGAGGUCAUCGUCUCGUCGCUGGCGCUCUACACGGCCUUCGCGUACGCCAUGAUCUUCAGCUACUUCGCCAGCUCCUCGUACGUGCUCCAGCGGCUGUACGGGUUCAACCUGCGCGAGGUCGGGCUGAGCUUCAUCAGCGUCAUCAUCGGGUACCUCCUCGGCGCCGGCCUGUACGGGUUUCUGGACGCCCGGUUCCGGAUCCCUGCGGUGCGGGCCAGUACUUCGACGCCGGAGCAGCGGCUCUAUGCUGCUCUGGUCGGAAGCGUGAUGCUCCCUGUUGGGUUGUUCUGGUAUGCGUGGGAGGCGCGUGAAGGGGGCAACUGGGCCGCCCUCGUCGCAGCCGGCAUUCCGUUCGGACUUGGCGCAUUUUCACUCUUUUUGUCGGUCAUCACGUACAUGGUGGACUUUUACGGGCCCAAGUCAGCAGCGUCAGCCCUCGCUGCGAACGGCAUACUUCGGUACAUGCUGGGCGCAAUAUUCCCUCUCUUCACCAUCCAGAUGUACGAGAAGUUGGGCGCGAACUGGGCCGGCAGCGUCUUCGCCUUCCUCUCGCUGCCGCUGAUGCCGAUCCCCUGGCUGUUGUUCAGGUACGGCGGUAAGUUAAGGCAGCGAAGCAAGUUUGUGAUCACUACAGUCUAA
This is a messenger RNA of Colletotrichum higginsianum IMI 349063, 1479 nucleotides long. RefSeq names its product major facilitator superfamily transporter. The transcript has 5 exons. The record is from RefSeq and is a predicted model, not a curated record. Bases 1 to 1479 code for a protein of 492 amino acids. Gene Ontology annotation, biological process: spermine transport; transmembrane transport; spermidine transport. NCBI's taxonomy places the organism in Eukaryota, Fungi, Ascomycota, Sordariomycetes, Glomerellales, Glomerellaceae. Gene Ontology annotation, cellular component: membrane. Gene Ontology annotation, molecular function: spermidine transmembrane transporter activity; spermine transmembrane transporter activity.